Molecule: messenger RNA, 3233 nt
Organism: Jaminaea rosea
Lineage: Eukaryota; Fungi; Basidiomycota; Exobasidiomycetes; Microstromatales
Product: Pkinase-domain-containing protein
Exons: 1
Coding region: 96-3059 (987 amino acids)
Biological process (GO): protein phosphorylation; intracellular signal transduction
Cellular component (GO): cytoplasm
Molecular function (GO): protein serine/threonine kinase activity; ATP binding
Source: RefSeq, a predicted model, not a curated record
CAUCAGUGCCAUUUGGCCGCUUGUCCUCCUCACGGUUGCAUCCUGUCCUCAUCCCCACCCAUCGCCAUCACAUCUUCGCUGGCGCGCCGAGCACGAUGCUGUCAUCCUCGGCGCGGUACGAAUCGCCCAGCAGCUCGUCGACAUCAAGAGCGACGAGUCGCCAGGGCAUGACAACGACGUCGGCCACGACGGAGACUGGCUCAUCCAUGAUGGAGACGCCAGACCCCAUCGUCUCAUCGCCUUCAUCGUCACAUGCUCAGAUACCCAAGCAAGACUCAGCAUUCCUGUCGCCUCAGGAGGGCAGCGGCGGCACCUCUGAGUCUGGACCAUCCUCUGACAGAGGUGCUCAGCCAUUCACUUUCCCUGGCGGCAAUGGCAGUAAAGAGAAACAGUCUUCUCCAUCCUCAUCGUCGAAAAGCAAUGCCCACCAACAUCAGAUGAUGCGCUCCGCCUCCGAGACGCACUCUCGCUCGCAGCUCCCCACAAAUCAACGCUCGACCUCGUACGCAGGCCCCUCGUCGUCCGGCACUAACACACCACACAGUCGACAUCCCUCGCGCGAGUACAAAGAGACCCUUGAUGCCCGUGCCAAAGACGAGAAGGACGGCACCCGAAUCAUCAAUCAGUAUCACCUCACCCGCGUUAUUGGUCAGGGGGCCUACGGCGUCGUGUACCAAGGGUGUUUAAGGGACGACCCCCAACAUGUCUUUGCGGUAAAGGAAUUCAGCAAGACUAGACUCAAGAAGAGCAAGAGAUACGAAAAGAUGAGAAGACCACCACCCCCGCAGCAGCGAAGAGCGGGCAGUAGUUCCAACAGCAAUUCGACUUCCAAUUCUCACACAUCAACUCCAGCCACUCCUCGCGACCCUAUGGAACCCAUCCGACGCGAGAUUGCCAUCAUGAAGAAGCUCGACCACCCAAAUCUCGUCUCCAUCAUCGAAGCACUCGACGACCCGCGACGAGAUGAGCUCUACCUCGUUCUUGAGUACUGCUCAGGCGGUCCGAUUAUCGACGUGCAGCUUCACCAGCAAACCACUCCACUCGAGGAGGAAGUAGCCCAAAACUACUUUGUUCAGAUCCUGCUCGGCUUAGAGUUCCUGCAUCAUCAUGAUAUCAUUCAUAGGGAUAUCAAGCCGGACAAUGUGCUGCGAUGUGGAGGAGAGGAUGAAGAGGGCGCCGGCAAGGGAGGCAGGUGCAAAAUCGUCGACUUCGGCGUUAGCGAGAUGUUCAGCCCUGCGCAGGGAGUAGAUGCGGCAAGAGAUCCAGAAGACAGGCCAAAAGGUCAUGGCACACCUGCUUUUCUCAGUCCGGAGCUCUGCUCGGCCAACAAUAUGAAACAGCAACAAAGACGCCCCUCCGGAGGCUCACCGCACGACGAAGAUGUGGAUGGCGUCCCCGCCCGAGAGCGUAGCGGCCGAAGAGAUGACGUUUGGUCGCUUGGAGUCACGCUAUAUUGCAUGCUCGUGGGCCACCUGCCUUUCGACAAGGACAACUUCAUGGACCUUUACGACGCCAUCCGCACGCAAGAGCCGGAGUACCCUUCACAUCUCUCCUCCUCUUCUUCUUCCCUGCUCCGUUCUAUGCUCGAAAAAGAUCCAGCGAAGCGCAUUACGACGAUCGAGUCCGCCCGCGAACAGCCAUGGGUGACCGUAGAAGGACAUCAGCCAUUGGUAUCUGCGGCGCGCAACCUGGAGCAAGUAGUGCAGGAGGUAACAGAAGAGGAGAUCAAGGGAGCCAUUUGCCGCAUCACAAGCAUCUUCACUAUCGCGCGGGCGGUCAGCAAGUUCAAGAGGGCGCGCAGUCGCAGCUCGAUGAAUACCAAUUCGCCAGGUACGCAGAGCCCUCAGCUGCAGCAGGAGGGAGAUGGAGGAGCAGCAGCAGCAGGAGCCUUUGGGUCAGCAAUCGCUUCAGUGGUCUCGAGCCCAUACAGCAGCUUCUCCAUGAGCUCACCUACCGCAAUGGGCUCGCCGGUACAGCAGCGUAGGCGUAGCAGCCAGCAGGGUCAGCAGCAGCAUCGCACGGACAGCUCCAAGGCUUCGGAUGGAGGCGAAGGCAGUGGUACCGGAGGCCCCUUCAACAUGCUCACAAAUGCCCUCAGCUCCCUCUCGACGUCGGACGACGGGAGUGCGGUGCAAGAGCAGCAUGAAAAGGGUCAGGAGAAGGGCGCAUUUUCUGGCGAGAAGUCUUCGCAGCUUCCAACACAGCCUACCUUGACUGAGGAGCCCGAAGCGGAGAGUGCAGUUGCCUCUCCGGGGGGCGCUCGAGGGAAUGGGAAAGGCAAUGUCUCCAACGAAGAGUGCGAGAGCGAGAUCAGGGACGAAGCGAAGAGUCAUGACUCGAGCAAAUGUCAAGACCAGGGGGGAGAGCAGCAGCGCGAGUCAGGCAAAGGCAAGACCAAUGGAGAUGCUCAGCGGCCACAGCAAGACGAUUCUGUCGCCCAGUCUCUUGCUUCUGAUCCCUGUAAGAUCGCAUCAGACCCCAAUGUCGACCCAACUACAUCCUCCGUCGCCUCCAUCCUUUGCGACCUAGAGCAACGUCUGGAGCGCAAGAUGCAACGUGCCUGGCCGAGAGGCGCGGAGAUGUAUUUCGCUAAGGAGAAGGAGGGGAAAGGGCGAGCAUUGCAGAAGGCGGCGGCUGGUCGGCUGGAUGAUAUUGUGGGAAGUGGUGAGACGAGGGAAAGGCAGGAGGGGGAUGGGGAGCAGAAGAAGCGGGAGGAGGCUAGCACCACGCCCGCCAGUGUCACAAGCAGUGUCGCGGGUUUCUUCGAAGAAGCCUCACGUCGCCUUCCUUCCUGGCUUACGGGUUCUCAAUCCUCGCCAUCGCCACACAGCAAUGGUAAAGAAGGCGACGCCUCCUCGGGAGUGCGCAGCUCAGCCAGCGGCUCGCAUGCCAGCAGUGGGAACGGCAGCGGCAACGGAGAUGGUAAUGGGGCAAGAGACGAGCAAGGGAAGCUCAUCCGCCUCUUUACGCGUGAGGGCGAGCCCGUCGUGCGUAGCCCUGGUCCGGCACCUGCUAGUGUGGUGAUGGAGAUGAGGAAGCAGAUAGAGGAGGAUGUAUGAGAGGGCAGAGGGGCCAGGGAAGGAGGGGGCCGGGAGAAGCAGUCGAAGAUCUGUCGAGCUUUGCCAUUAAUUUUCGUGAUAUCCAGGAGAAGACGUGAGAGAUGAAGCACGCUGAGUGUGAUGAAAAGUGCGGUUGGCCUUGUUUGCCGUCUACUUGCCAGCCGGGGCACGCCA